Purpureocillium takamizusanense is the source of this 886-nucleotide messenger RNA. RefSeq names its product ATP synthase F0 subcomplex subunit H atp14 (gene ATP14). The transcript is spliced from 3 exons. Gene Ontology annotation, biological process: proton motive force-driven ATP synthesis. Lineage: Eukaryota; Fungi; Ascomycota; Sordariomycetes; Hypocreales; Ophiocordycipitaceae. The record is from RefSeq and is a predicted model, not a curated record. The coding region runs from base 56 to 442 and encodes 128 amino acids.
CCCCCCAUCUCGCCUCAGGGUACCCCCAUUGAGCAACGCCCCCCCAGACGCCAAAAUGCUCAGUCAAUUGUCCAGGGCUUCGCGCGCCACCUCGGCCGUCGCCGCCGUCGCUCGGUCUGCCAGAGCCGUCCAGGUCCGGACCUUUAUUGCUCCCACCGUCUCCCGGCGAGCCGACUUCGUCCAGGAGCUCUACCUGAAGGAGCUCAAGGCCUACAAGGUCCCCCCCGUCAAGGAGUCCGACGCCGAGGGCCAGGUCCAGACCUUUGCCAUGCCCAAGACCCCCGCCUCCCCCGAAGAGUCGGACCUCGCCGGCAACCUCAAGGAGUAUGAGAGCAUGGCCGUCGAGAUCGAGGGCCAGGACGCCUCUGCCCAGGCCGGCAACGCCGCCCCCGCCCUCCAGGACUGGCUCGAGGCCGAGGAGGAGGAGCCCCAGGGCCACUAAGAAAAGCCGCGUCGCCGAUGAUGCGCGUCUAGGCUUGUUCGCAGUUCCCUUUGUCGAACGAAAGGCGGCAGAUGAGGAGGAGGGGCAUUGCUGUAUCCCGUCCUCCGGACACGAACACGUGGGAGGGAACAAGAAGGAUUAGAGGAAUACAGGAGGAGAAGCGAUGGUGGGUGGGCUUGCAUCGGCUAGAGAGAGCGUGCCGGCAAUGGAGACGAGCACAGGUGAUAGGGGUCGAUAAUCCUGUUGUACAUUUUCCCUCCUAGCAGCCUCGACUGGGCUGUAGGAGUUGAUUAUUGCGAAUGCCAAAAUCAAGAAAAGACAAAAGGUCCAAGACAGGCCCCGCGGCUAUGCAUCUUUGCCAAGUGCACUGGGAAGCAUGUACGUCGGUCUAGUCGUAUGGCAGGCACAUCCGUCUUUGCCCGAGACGUCACUGCCGAGGGUCCC